AUGGAGACGUCGACCCGAUGGCUGGACGAGACGACGGCCGACGACCCGAUGGACGAGUUUAGCAGGAGGCUGAGCGACAUCGUCGGCGGUGACGCUCUGGCGGAGGUAGACGCGCAAGACGACUUCGCCGCCGGCAUCCAGUCAGAGGUUUGUUGCGUCGCGGACAGCCUGAGCGCUUUAUCGUCUCCGGAGGAAAAACUCCAGCGCCUGAUGAAGGAGCACGCCGAGCUGCUGCUGCGCGAGCGUGGCGAGCAGCGGCUGAUCCGGGACCUUCGUGACAACGUUUGCGUCAUGCGGGCCAAGCGGACCCAAUUGGAGACUUUGUGCAAAGAGGUCCAAGAUCACUACGGUGCACUCCGGGAGGAGGCGCUGCGGCGCAUCCGCCAGGACGAGGAGAAGCGCACGGAGAUGGCCAAUCGCUUCCAGACGUCGCUGACGGAAAUCCAGGAGCAGAUCGAGCAUCACAGUGCCAGAAAUCAAAAACUGUGCGAGGACAACGCCAAGUUGAGCGACAAACUGCACUCGCUGCUGGAACAGUGUCAGCGCCGGGAGGAGAGCUUGGAGAAGAUCAACAGUCACCGCGACCUUCAGCAGCAGCUAACUUCGGCCAAGUUGGAUCAAGCCAACGCGUUGCUGGCGGAGGCGCAGCAGAAGCACCAGCGCGAGAAGGAAUACCUUCUGGCCGAGGCGGUGGACAAAACCCGGAAGUGCUUCGCCAUGAAGGAGGAGGAGCUGAGCAUGAAGAAGAAGCUGGCGCUCUACUCCAAAAAGUUUGACGAGUUCCAGUCGACGUUGGCCAAGAGCAACGAAAUCUACGCACGCUUCAAGAACGAGAUGGAAAACAUGUCCGAGAAGAUGAAGAAGUUGGAGAAGGAGUCAAACGUUUGGAAACAGAGGUUCGAGAAUUGCAACAAAGCUUUGACCGACUUGCUGGAGGAGAGGAGCGAGAAGGGCAAAGAGUACGAGGUUUUCGUCCUGACUAUCCACAAGCUGGAGAAGUUGUGUCGAGCGCUUCAGGACGAGAGGAAAGUCCUGUACGCUAAAAUCAAAGACGUCCGCCGGGCCAACGCCGAGACCUCGCCCGGGACGGCCGACGUGCAGGAAGAGCGCCGAGACGUGCCGGACUCCGAAGACGACGUCGCGACGGAAGAGAUGCGGCGUCUGAGGGCCGAGCAAGUCAAACUGCAGGAGUUCGCCGACUCCCUGACGGUGUCUUGCGCCACCGAACGGGAAGUAGACCCAGAACACUUGGACGAAGACCUCGUCGCGGCCGCCUUCCGACACUUUGACAAAACUCUCCGUCCGUCGCCACGAAUACCGGAAGCGGAGGUGGAAGCGGAACCGGAAGCGGAGGUGGAAGCAGAACCGAAAGCACAAGUAGAAAAAGAAACGGAAUCAAAGUCAGAGGUCAAACCAACAGCAGAAGUCAAACCAGAAAUACACUGCAAAGCAGAAACGGAAACAAAACCGGGAGACUCAGAAGAAGUCAAAGCGGAACCUGACCUAGAAGUAGAAGCAGAAGCCGAACCCGUGGCAAAAACAAAAGUCGAGGCAGACUCAGCGGAGGUCAACGCCACGCCAGAUGAGCUCCAACGGGCAUCCGGGCCCGAAUCGGCGCCUCCGCCCCUCGGAACCCACAAGAAGGAAUCCAGGAAGAACAAGAAAAGGAAGAACGGGAACAGGAACCUGUGA
Molecule: messenger RNA, 1692 nt
Organism: Nerophis lumbriciformis (worm pipefish)
Lineage: Eukaryota; Metazoa; Chordata; Actinopteri; Syngnathiformes; Syngnathidae
Source: RefSeq, a predicted model, not a curated record